AUGGCGAACCAUGGUGAGGAGCAGUCAUGCGAUGAAGACCAGUCUCGAGCAGCAAUCGCUACUACCAGCGAGAAGCAAAGAGAUCAACCAAUAUUAGUCGGGAUGACCGAAUCUAUAUCAACACAUUGUGAGAAGGGCCAGUGGCGUGAAGCUCAUGAAUUACAAGAAAGACUUGUGGAGAACCGGAAGAAAAUCUUAGGACCAGACCAUGCAGAUACCCUUACGGGCAUACGCGAGCUGGCGGACAUUUACGCGCAACAGGGACGGUUUAAGGAAGCCGAGGAGCUUCUUCUGCACGUUUCGCAGAGUCAGGAGGACACUUUAGGAGCAGAUCAUCCUUCUGCCCUUGCUAGCAUGUCUAGCUUAGCAGCAACAUACUUGAAGCAGGGGAGGUUAGAAGAAGCAGAAGCGCUGCAGACAAGAACUCUGGAAGCUAUGAAGCAGGUUCUUGGACCGGAGCAUCCGAGCACCCUGUACAACACGAGUGGUCUCGCAUCAAUUUACUUGAGAUUAGGACGAUGGAAGGAGGCAGAGGCGCUGGAGGUUCCGACUGUGGAAUCUCAAAAGAGAGUGCUGGGGCCAGAUCAGCCAGAUACAUUAACCAGUAUGUCCAAUCUGGCGUCUAUCUACUCAAGCCAGGGGCGCUGGAAGGACGCAGAAGUGUUAGAGUUACAGAUUGCAGAAACCCAGAAGUCGACACUCGGGCAAAAGCACCCCUCUACCUUGAGUAACCUAACAAACUUGGCAACUACAUAUUUCAAGCAAGGACAGUUGGAGAAGGCUAAAGACGUUUCCUCACAAGUUGCGGAUUCCUACCGAGAAACCCUCGCACCAGAUCACCCAGAAGUACUCCGCAAUAUGUCCAACCUGGCCGCCAUCUGCUGUGCGCAGGGGCAGUGGAAGGAAGCCGAAGGGAUAUUCCUUCAAGUACUUGACGCUCAGAAACGGGUCCUUGGGUCCAGUCAUCCCGAUAGUCUGAUCCUCAUGUGUAACCUGGCAUUCACCCUCAAGCGACAGACAAGAUGGAAGGAAGCCGAAGAGCUGGAAGUUCAGGUGAUGGAGACAAGACGGGAGGUUCUGGGGUCAGGACAUCCAGAGACACUGAUAAGCAUGCACAAUCUCGCGCAUACGCAGAAGGGCCUCGAAAAGCAUCAGGAAGCCGUUGCUAUGAUGGAGGAUUGUCUCAAGCUCCGAACACAGCUGUUGGGGCCAGAUCACCCCGCCACUGUGGCCUCGAGAUUGACUCUCAAGGAGUGGAAGCCCUGGGGUGGACUUGCCAGCGUAACGGACUCGGUGCGAGAGACGAGUCUCCGAGUCAUGGGCCUUUUUGGAUGGAAGCAGCACUCCUAA
Aspergillus clavatus NRRL 1 is the source of this 1350-nucleotide messenger RNA. Its product is annotated as G. violaceus kinesin. The transcript has a single exon. The record is from RefSeq and is a predicted model, not a curated record. Gene Ontology annotation, cellular component: kinesin complex. Bases 1 to 1350 code for a protein of 449 amino acids. Lineage: Eukaryota; Fungi; Ascomycota; Eurotiomycetes; Eurotiales; Aspergillaceae. Gene Ontology annotation, molecular function: protein binding.